GGUGUUUGAACAGGAAGGCGGACAUGUUGGCCAGGCUGUGGGAGAAAAUCGGGCAUCGUCUGCGAUUGUUUUCCGAAAACUAACACGCAUCGAGCCCGAUUUAUACGCGUUGGAUGUGAGAGAUAGCGCCGUGUGGACGGGAAGCGGCCGACCGUCAGUGACAGCGGCCGGGAUGCGGCGGAUGAACCGGCGUUAGACGCGCUUACGACUCCGCGUUUAAACUGAUCGAAAUUUGGAAGAAGCAGAAGUUUUUUUUUUCCCACCACUUCUACUUUUGAGCUGUCAGAUUCGUUUGCCGUUUUCUGCACGGGCCCUGGCACAGCGAUGGGACCGGGCCUGGACUAGCCUUCCCUCUGACUCCGUGUUUUUUCCUCCAACAGACGUUUACGUUGAAACUCUUUUGUUUGGAUGCAGCAACAUUUUAAGCUCUUAUCCUCAGCGGCAUCCUACGGAGGCUGACUAAUCUGUCGCCGCAUUUGUCUUCACCUCUGAAGUUGUUCGCCACUCACGCUGGGAAAAAAAACACAUCUUUGGUGUCUGGAAAUGUGGCUUUUGCAUGUUCAGUGCAGCCGUAACGCCUCCAUUGUCCGUGAAAGCUCGAGGAGAACGAUGUGUUUGCUUUGAAGUGUGGCGUAAAGUUCUCACGAAGAAAGGAACAUUUGGCUAGCUAGCUAGCUACCGCUGGCUGCUAAAGCUAGCUAGCCAGCCGUCUGCCUCGCCAGUGAGCUGUUUUUGUUCAUAACCCAACAUCGGGACUGAGUUUAACAGCAAGAUGUCUGCUGGGGAGAGUAUGGAGGCUCGGUUUGAAAAAAUCGAUGCCAUGUUGAAGGACCCAAAGUCGGAAAUAAACACGGAUUGUCUGCUGGACGGCUUGGAUGCGCUGGUAUAUGACCUUGACUUCCCUGCCCUGAGGAAAAACAAGAGCAUUGACAACUUUUUGAAUAGAUACAAAGAGACCAUUAGUAAAAUCCGUGAUCUACGGAUGAAAGCGGAGGACUAUGAGGUUGUUAAAGUUAUUGGGAGGGGUGCAUUUGGAGAGGUGCAGUUGGUAAGACACAAAGCCACAUGCAAAGUAUACGCCAUGAAGCUGCUGAGCAAGUUCGAGAUGAUCAAGAGAUCGGACUCGGCUUUCUUCUGGGAGGAGAGGGACAUCAUGGCUUUUGCCAACAGCUCAUGGGUGGUGCAGCUCUUUUUUGCUUUCCAAGACGACCGCUACCUCUACAUGGUGAUGGAAUACAUGCCCGGUGGCGACUUGGUGAACUUGAUGAGCAACUAUGACGUCCCAGAGAAGUGGGCCCGCUUUUACACAGCGGAGGUGGUCCUGGCCCUGGACGGAAUCCACUCCAUGGGCUUCAUUCACAGGGAUGUGAAGCCUGACAACAUGUUGCUAGACAAAGCAGGUCACCUCAAACUCGCAGACUUUGGGACCUGCAUGAAAAUGAACAAGGAUGGUAUGGUACGAUGUGACACAGCAGUGGGAACUCCAGACUACAUUUCGCCUGAGGUACUGAAAUCCCAAGGAGGAGAUGGCUACUACGGCAGAGAGUGUGACUGGUGGUCAGUGGGCGUGUUCCUGUACGAAAUGCUAGUCGGGGACACUCCUUUCUAUGCAGACUCACUGGUGGGAACCUACAGCAAAAUCAUGAACCACAAGAAUGCCCUGACCUUCCCGGAUGACAGCGACAUCUCCAACGAUGCCAAGAAUCUCAUCUGUGCUUUUCUGACUGACAGGGAAGUCCGACUCGGCCGUAACGGCGUCGAUGAGAUCAAGAGACAUCCUUUCUUCAAGAACGACCAGUGGACGUGGGAGAACAUCAGAGACACGGCUGCACCUGUAGUGCCUGAACUGAGCAGCGACGUGGACACCAGUAACUUUGACGACAUCGAAGAGGACCGGGGAGAGGAGGAGACCUUUCCCAUACCGAAGGCCUUUGUGGGCAACCAGCUCCCCUUCGUAGGCUUCACCUAUUACAGCAACCAACAUCCUCUGCGCAGCUCCACUGCCACGAAGGCCAGCGACAAACGUAGCAGCUCCGCGAAAGAAGACAAGAGUCAUCUGGAGAACCUGCAGAAACGAAUCUACCAGCUCGAGGAGCAGCUCCACAGUGAAAUGCAACUGAAGGAUGAGUUGGAACAGAAAUGCAGGACAUCAAACACCAAGAUUGAAAAGAUCAUGAAAGAACUGGAUGAAGAGGCGAACCUGAGGAAGAGUGCAGAAGGCAGCAUGUCUCUGCUGGAGAAGGACAAGAUCAUGCUGCAGCACAGAUUCACGGAGUACCAAAGAAAAGCUGACCAGGAGGCGGAGAAGAGGCGCAACUUGGAGAAUGAGGUGUCAACUUUGAAGGAGCAGCUUGAAGAUAUGAAGAAGAUCAGUCAGAACUCGCAGGCCUCGAAUGACAAGAUUGCACAGCUGCAGAAUCAGCUGGAAGAGGCAAACGACUUGCUGCGUGCGGAGUCGGACACGGCGGCGAGACUGAGGAAGAGCCACACGGAGAUGUCCAAGUCGAUGAGCCAGCUGGAGAGUUUGAACCGCGAGCUGCAGGAGAGGAGCCGCGCAACAGACGGAGAGAAGGCGCAGCUGGACAAAGAGCUCCUGAUGCUUCAGAGCACCCUGGACUCAGAACGGAGGAACUACAGCCAGGGUUCAGAGGAGAUCAGGGAGCUGCAAGCGAGAAUGGCAGGGCUGCAGGAAGACAACAAAAACUUGAAGCUCAGCCUCUCCAAAGUGGAGACGGAACGCAAACAGGCCCAGGAAAGGAGCAAUAAUCUGGAGAAGGAAAAGAACAACCUGGAGAUAGACCUGAACUACAAGCUGAAGACGUUGCAGCAGCGUCUGGAGCAGGAGCAGACCGAGCACAGGGUGACACGGGCACAGCUCACAGACAAAUACGAGUCUAUCGAAGAAGCCAAAUCAGCUGCCAUGAAUGCUGUUCAGCAGAAGAUGUCGGAGGAGAACGGAGCGAGGAUGAGGGCAGAGAGCCGGGUCGUCGAGGUUGAGAAGCAGUGUUCAAUGUUGGAGUUUGACCUCAAGCAGUCUGUGCAGAAGAUGGAGCAGCUGAUGAAGCAAAAGGAAAGGCUGGAGGAUGAGGUGAAGAGUCUGCGGAUACAGGGAGAGCAGGAGUCCAGCAAGCGCGUCUUGGCCCAGAACGAGCUGAAGGGCCGCAUGCAGGACGUCGACCGUCUGAGAUGUUCAGAGAAGCAGCUCAAGCAGGAGAUCAACACGGCACUAGAGAGCAAACGCUCACUGGAGUUCCAGCUGGCGCAGCUGACCAAACAAUAUAGAGGCAACGAGGGACAGAUGAGGGAACUUCAGGACCAGCUUGAGGCCGAACAGUAUUUUUCUACGCUUUACAAAACUCAGGUCAAGGAACUAAAAGAGGAGAUCGAGGAAAGGAACCGGCAGGUACAAGAGGCUCAUAAAAAGAUUCAGGACAUGAACAGUGAAAGGGACUCCCUGUCUGCCCAGCUGGAUCUGACCGUGACCAAGGCCGAGUCAGAACAGCUUGCUCGGGCGCUUCAGGAGGAGCAGUACUUUGAGCUCAGCCAGGAGAACAAGAAAGCAGUGACUCGACACAAGCAGGAGAUUAGUGAAAAAGAGUCGACCAUUGCACGGCUCGAGGAGUCCAAUAAAACUCUGACCAAAGACGUGGAGAACCUCAGCAAGGAGAAGACCGAGCUGAGCGAGAAGCUCCGGGCUCAGGAGGAAGAGUUUGCAUCUCAGAAGGAGGAGAUUACAAAUGCAAUCAAGGCAAACUACGAGAAGGUUCUCAACACAGAGCGCACACUGAAGACUCAGGCGGUGAACAAGCUGGCAGAAAUCAUGAAUCGCAAAGACAUGAAGCUGGACCAGAAGAAGAAGGGCAGCACGGCUGAUCUGCGGAAGAAGGAGAAGGAGAACCGCAAGCUUCAGCUGGAGCUCAAUCAGGAGAAGGAGAAGUUUAACCACAUGGCCAUCAAAUACCAGAAGGAACUGAGCGAGAUGCAGGCGCAACUGUCGGAGGAAUGCACGUAUCGCAACGAGCUGCAGAUGCAGCUGGACAGCAAGGAGAGUGACAUCGAGCAGCUCCGGGAGAAACUCAGCGACUUGCAGCAGCGCAUGGAUAACUCGAGUGUCACCAGCCUGCAGACGGACGAGACGGACAGUAACAUCGCAGAGUCCCGACUGGAGGGUUGGCUGUCCAUUCCUAAUCGUGCUAAUAUCAAGCGAUAUGGAUGGAAAAAGCAGUAUGUGGUGGUGAGCAGUAAGAAGAUUCUGUUCUACAAUGACGAACAGGAUAAGGAACAGUCGAACCCUUCAAUGGUACUAGAUAUUGACAAACUGUUUCACGUGAGACCCGUCACACAAGGAGACGUGUACCGAGCUGAGACGGAGGAGAUUCCAAGGAUAUUCCAGAUUUUAUAUGCCAACGAGGGCGAGUGCAGGAAGGAGGCGGAGAUGGAGACGGUCCCUCAGGGCGACAAGACCAACUGUCUCCCACACAAAGGCCACGAGUUCAUCCCCACGCUGUAUCAUUUCCCUUCCAACUGUGAGGCCUGCGCCAAGCCUUUGUGGCACGUCUUCAAGCCACCUCCGGCCCUGGAGUGUCGCCGGUGCCACGUGAAGUGCCACAAGGACCACCUUGACAAAAAGGAGGAUGUUAUUGCUCCUUGCAAAGUAAACUACGACGUGACCUCCGCCCGGGACAUGCUCCUGCUGGCCCUGACCCAAGACGAGCAGAAGAAAUGGAUUGGCCACCUUGGAAAGAAGAUCCCUAAGACCCCGCCAUCAACAUUUUCAAGAGCCUCGCCUCGUUCUAUGUCCACCCGCUCUGGACCCAACCAGUCCUUCCGCAAGAACCCUAAAAGCAAUACGGCAAAGCUGAGCAGAGCGCAGUCCAGCCUCCAAGCAGCAGACACAACAUCCAGCACUUGUUGACAGGAACUUCUUCAGAAAGUGUUGAUGUGUUGUUGUUUUUUAUUUUUUUAGACUUUUUCCUCUACGGCUUUAAACUUGUCUAUUUAUUAAUUGUGUAACUUGGCGUUUCUAACACGACAGACACUUCCUGGUUGGUUGGUUGACUCCUGGGCUCUAUCCAGUGGACACUUGGGAUUUUUCUAAUUGGCACUAAUGUGUUAUUGGGCUCAGUGACUAACUUCAUCGACUUACUUUGCAACUCUCAUUAGACCGGUCCACGUUAAGGAUUUUUACCUGUCAUACAUGAUGCGAAGCUGUUGAUGGUGUUCCCGUGUCUGUGAAGCAGCUUUUCUGUUGUGUGUGUGUGUGUGUGUGUGUGUGUGUGUCAGGGUGGGUUACUAACCAAAGCAAAGAUGUCGUCUUCCUUUUACUGGACACCUGUCUCUGUUCUUUCUUUCAGCUAACCAUCUGAAGCGUUGGGAUUUUUUUCUGGACUCUAAACUUUCCCUCCUUCCUCAU
Molecule: messenger RNA, 5413 nt
Organism: Stegastes partitus (bicolor damselfish)
Lineage: Eukaryota; Metazoa; Chordata; Actinopteri; Pomacentridae
Gene: rock1
Product: Rho-associated, coiled-coil containing protein kinase 1
Exons: 33
Coding region: 773-4915 (1380 amino acids)
Biological process (GO): peptidyl-threonine phosphorylation; regulation of cell junction assembly; embryonic morphogenesis
Cellular component (GO): cytoplasm; cytoskeleton; cytoplasmic stress granule
Molecular function (GO): Rho-dependent protein serine/threonine kinase activity; ATP binding; small GTPase binding
Source: RefSeq, a predicted model, not a curated record